Molecule: messenger RNA, 1527 nt
Organism: Cyclopterus lumpus (lumpfish)
Lineage: Eukaryota; Metazoa; Chordata; Actinopteri; Perciformes; Cyclopteridae
Gene: slc41a2a
Product: solute carrier family 41 member 2a
Exons: 10
Coding region: 1-1527 (508 amino acids)
Biological process (GO): monoatomic cation transport
Cellular component (GO): plasma membrane
Molecular function (GO): monoatomic cation transmembrane transporter activity
Source: RefSeq, a predicted model, not a curated record
AUGGUUGUCCCAGAGUCACAAGAAGCGCAACUGUCCCCAAGUGGCUCUGUGGGCAGAGGUACCAGCCAACAGCACGGAUCCAACCCGUCCCCAUCUCAAAACUAUGGAAGUCCACAACCUUUUAGCUCUAAUGGGAAUAUUUCACCGGCCAACACCAGUCUCCAUUAUGAGCCACAGGAGACAGACUUUCUGCUCCCAAAUCACCUGUAUGGUAGUUCAAGGUUCAGUGGAUCCACGAGAGCAAAAGAUGCAGGUGGCUCCGGUGCACCUACUGAGCCAGUCUGUUCUAUGGUGCUUCAGAUCCUGGUGCCGUUUAUGCUUGCCGGGCUCGGGACCAUCUCUGCUGGGAUGCUGCUUGAAGUGGUUCAGAACUGGGACGUGUUCCAGGAAAUCACAGAGAUCUUCAUCCUGGUCCCUGCGGUGUUAGGCAUGAAGGGGAACCUGGAAAUGACUCUGGCCUCAAGAUUCUCGACUGCUGUGAAUGCCGGAAAAAUGGAACCUGCCAGAGAAAAGUGGUUGUUGAUCGGUGGGAACCUGGCGCUUAAGCAGCUUCAAGCCACAGUGCUCGGACUGUUAGCCUCUUUGAUGGCGUCUUUGCUGGGCUGGAUGGCGGAAGGAAAGGUGCCCUUACACCAUGUGAUGCUCCUGUGUUCAACCAGUAUUUCAACCGCCUUCAUGGCGUCAUUGCUGCAAGGUAUUAUUAUGGUGGGAGUGAUCAUUGGCUCCAAGCGAAUGGGAAUCAACCCUGACAACGUGGCCACACCUAUGGCUGCCAGCUUUGGGGAUCUCAUUAGUCUUGCCUUGUUGGCCUGCUUCAGUCAGUGGUUCUACUCCCUCAUAGAUCUGUAUCCAUACGUGUUGUACCUGGUGGACUUGCUAUUUUUGUGCCUGGUUCCUCUUUGGGUGGUCAUCUCCUCCAAACAUCCAGCCAGUCACGUCCUGCUCCGCACAGGCUGGGAACCAAUCAUUACAGCAAUGGCCAUCAGCAGUAUUGGAGGACUUAUUCUGGACAAGACUGUGUCAAAUCCAAACCUUGCAGGGAUUAUAGUUUAUGCUCCAGUCAUAAAUGGUAUUGGAGGAAACCUCGUCUCCAUACAGUCUAGUCGUAUUUCUACUCAUUUGCAUUUGAAUUACUCACCUGGAGAGGUUCCUGAAGACCGUAAGGGCUGCUACAGCCCAGGCCACACUUUCUUUGGCUCAGGAGCAAAUCAUCGAUCUGCCCGGGUUCUGCUUCUUUUGGUGAUUCCUGGUCAGCUCAUCUUCUUACACGUUAUCCACCUGAUGAAAGGAGGCCAGACUUUGCCCAGUCCUCUCCUGACUGUCACCUUCUUGUCUGCUUGCCUCAUUCAGGUCUUUUCCCUGCUGUGUGCAGCUGACUGUAUGGUCCACUGUCUAUGGCGGAGGGGUAAAGACCCCGACAGUUACUCGAUACCCUACCUCACAGCCCUCGGAGACCUACUAGGAACUGUUCUCCUCGCUCUUGCUUUUGUCGUGCUGUGGUCCAUCGGUGACUCAGGCAGUGUGUAG